UUUGGAUGGGGAGCGGAGAGGCGAAAAGUCCAAACCACACGCCCCUCCGCUGCCCCCACUAUUACGACUCUACCACUCCACUACACCCCAACCCCUGACCAACCAGAGCAUACCCGCCGGCGAUGACCUCCUCCUCGUCCGCCGCCGCUGCCGCCAUUCUCGCCGCCCCAUCAUCCACGCUCUCCCCGCACGCCGCUCCUUUCAUCCUCCCCGCGCGCCCGGUCUGCGCCCCUCCCGGACGCCACCAGGAUGGUGAUGCUUCUAGGUCGAUCAGUGAUAACUUUGUUAUGAAUGAAGAAGACAAAAAAUCGCACUUGGUGUCGCCGGCAGCAUACAUUGGGAUGAAAUCGUGUGGCGCUGUUUAUCCAGCUGGUACACAUGGAAUACACCAAAGUCAGCCAAGUUCGUCGUCUGGAGUUCAUGUCAGUGUCUAUCCAUCCUCAACUUCUUCUACUUCUGGGAUAAUUUCAGAACCAUCAAUCGUGAUGGCUUCAGAUUUGAAGCAGCAACAGUCAGAGAAGGGAAGUAAUGGAAGCAAACACACAACGGUGACGAUAAAAAGUCCUCCAAAUAAAACUUCAGGAACUAACAACACCAGUUUCGGUUCUAUGAGCAAAUUGGCUAUAAGAGAAAAUGGUGAAUGCAAUAAUGAGACUGGGACCAUGAUUUUCUCCAAAGAGCUAAAUCAUGUUGUCAGUGUGAAGCCUCUUUGUCUUCCAUCUACAUGUGCUAGCUCAUGUAUUUCAGUGGCUGAUGAUGUGAAUUCAGAUCCAUCAGAGUGUUCUGUGGAUUCACCAUGCUGGCGAGGAGCUUCAGCUUGUCGUGUUUCUUCAUUCAAUGUUCUUCAAACAUCAGCUGCCCAGUCGAUUAAACAAGAUAUAGUGGAAUUUGAUGCAGGACGGGAGCAAAACCCUAGCACUCUUCAACAUUGUGAGGCUCCGACUGAGUUUCAAAAUUUGGUCACUAGCAAAAGUAAGCAAAGCCAUUCCCAACUCCAUGUUGAAUUGCCGCCUAAGAAACCUGGAGACAUUGAAACAAACAUGGCAAAAGAUUCCGAUGGGGAGGAGCUUGAGCUUGCAAAGCAUGGGGCAGAAAAAUGCAUUGCAGAGCAGAACCACUGUUUGGAAGUGAGAGAUAAUUGCCUGAAGCGAUCUGGCCUAAACACUGCUGCUUGCGAUUUUAUCCCGUCAUCGGUUAGGAAAUCAAAUACUAGCCAUGGUUCCUGUUCUUCAACUGGAAGGAACAUAUCAGGAAUUCUGAAGGCAAUUGAGAGUCUGUCGGAGGUGCUACGGAACAAUUAUUCUGAUGAAAUUGAGCUAGAGGAGCAUGACCACAACCUCCUUCAAUCAAUAAUUGAGAAUCUUCAGAGUUACCUUCAUAAAGCAAGAAAGGGUCCUGUUAUGGGCGCUUCUGACAAGGCAGGACUAAAGGCUCACCAUUCUCAGAAUGCAGUUUCAAAAUCUGUUGCAGGAAACUGCAAUGGUAGUUACACUGCAGAUGGAAAAAGCAUAAUUAUUUCUAAUCUAGCUGAUUCUAGUCAUUUGCUCGAUAACUUUGGGCAAAACAGCUUGAAAGGGUACCAGCCUUCAGUCAACAAUUUCCCAAAGGCCUGUGAGGAGGAUCACUCACAGGUUCUUGUCUAUAAGAGUUUGUGGAUCGAUGCAGAACGUGUAAAUUGUGAGUUGAAGUAUCAACUGAAACAAGCUCGUAUGGAAAUUGACCUAGAGUCCAACAUGGCUCAUAUUGGUGGGGGUCCAAGAAAUCCUUCUUUCCAGCUGUGUGAUAUGGAUACAGAUCCAAGUAAUUCUUAUGGAUCUGCCAUAGCUUGCCCACCGAUGCUGAAAGGUCAUCCUGGAGCAAGAAAGAGUCAAAACCUCGUUUAUGCUGGUGACUUUACUCAGUCAGGAGACAACAGUGUUGUAUCAAGAUCAAAAGGCAACAUCACUGUGCCCAAGAAUAUUCAGGGUGAACAUUUCCUGUCAGGCUUGGAAGAAACUGGCACCCGUCGUUAUGUGCAUCCUGGUCUACAACUGGCGCAAAAUAGGGCUCCCAGGGGGUUGAACGCAAGCACUUUAGAUGGAAUGUCAUCACUCUCACAUAUCACUGGAAGGGAUGGCAUUUUGUGUGGCAGUUGUGAGUUUGGAUCGUCUGACUGGGAUCGUGUGCUGAAGGAUGAAAUCGCCUGAAGCUGAAGAGAUCUGCCAGCCAGAUGCAUAUAUAGCUACUGACUACUGUACGUAUAUGAGCAACUGCGAAUGCUCUGGGUGUUAUUUUGCUUGACAAGGCUGAUGAAAACGGCAGUAUGACACGGCAUGGCAAAAUGGUGCUGCUCCAGCCUGUGAAAAGCAGAACCACCUUAUUUAUCUUGUCUUCGGAACAAUUCUUAUAAAUCAUAACUUUGAUGAGUA
Messenger RNA from Phragmites australis (common reed), 2408 nucleotides. RefSeq lists its product as uncharacterized. The transcript is spliced from 5 exons. The coding region runs from base 123 to 2186 and encodes 687 amino acids. The record is from RefSeq and is a predicted model, not a curated record. Lineage: Eukaryota; Viridiplantae; Streptophyta; Magnoliopsida; Poales; Poaceae.